Messenger RNA from Cutaneotrichosporon cavernicola, 2982 nucleotides. RefSeq lists its product as uncharacterized. Bases 1 to 2982 code for a protein of 993 amino acids. The record is from RefSeq and is a predicted model, not a curated record. NCBI's taxonomy places the organism in Eukaryota, Fungi, Basidiomycota, Tremellomycetes, Trichosporonales, Trichosporonaceae. Gene Ontology annotation, molecular function: mannose-ethanolamine phosphotransferase activity. The transcript has a single exon. Gene Ontology annotation, biological process: GPI anchor biosynthetic process. Gene Ontology annotation, cellular component: endoplasmic reticulum membrane.
AUGGCAGAAUCACGGGGCACGAUCCCGGCCGCAGCGCGGCGCGUCGCGUCAGCAUGGAUCGCAGGGCUGAGCCGCACAGCGCUCGCCCUCCUCCUCCUCAUCUUCCUCCUAUUCAUUCACCUCGUCGGCCUCGCUACCUUCACCCACGGCUUCCUUCUUACCCGCCUUACUAUUCCUUCCACAUCGCCCGCGUACAACGUGACCAACCCGGCUCCCGUGACAGCAACGCAUUCCAAGGCCGUCGUGAUCAUCAUCGACGCACUCCGUACCGACUUCAUCUCCCCGUUCCCGCCCAACCCACCCAGCCCGUUCCACCACAACGUCCUGACUCUCCCCGCCGAGAUGACGGCCGCGCAUCCUGACCGCUCGAUGAUCUUCGACUCGUUCUCCGACCCGCCCACCACGACCAUGCAGCGGAUUAAGGGAAUCACAACCGGUAGUCUCCCGACGUUUAUCGACGCCGGCGCCAACUUUGCCUCGACCGCCAUCGAGGAGGAUAACCUCAUCUCACAGGCUGUUGCGGAUAAUCGCAGCGUCGUGUUCAUGGGAGACGACACUUGGCUCAACCUCUUCCCAUCGAGCUUUAGUCAGGCGUACCCAUACGACUCGUUCAACGUUGAGGACCUGCAUACUGUCGACAAUGGGGUUAUCGAGCACCUCUUCCCCCACCUCGAGAAGGGUGGGUGGGACGUACUAAUUGGGCAUUUCCUCGGCGUUGACCAUGUCGGGCACCGUGUCGGGCCGGACCGCGACACUAUGCGCGACAAGCUCGCGCAGAUGGACGCUGUGCUCCGCCGCGUCGUUGCCGAACUCGACGACGACACACUCCUCGUCGUCCUUGGCGACCACGGUAUGAACCCCAAGGGCGACCACGGUGGAGACAGUCCUCUUGAGACCAGCGCCGCCUUGUGGAUGUACUCCAAGUCGACCCCGAUCAACCACGCUGCUGGCAGCUCUGCUUACGCUGAGGAGGAGGGGCUGCGCCAGAUCAACCAGAUCGAUCUCGUGCCCACUCUUGCGCUCAUGCUCGGCCUCCCGAUCCCCUUCAACAACCUAGGCAACAUCAUCCCCGAGGUGUUCGUCGACGCUCCCGAGACGUUUGCGGCCGCCGCGCGUGCCGUGACCAAUCAGAUCGAGCGCUACAUUAACGCGUACGGUAACGCUGCUGUGCUCAAGGCCUUCACCGACAGCCGGAACGAGUACGCUGAGGCCCUCGAGUCCGGUGUGCCCAUCCUCGCGGCCGACGCGGACAUGAACACCAACACGCGUGUGCUCGAAGCCCUGCGUGAGCUCUGGGCCCAGUUCAGCGUCCCGCACAUUGUCCUCGGCGUGGUCCUCCUCGCCCUUGGUGUCGCAGCCACAGUCGCGCUGUACCUCGGCGUGCGCAACGGCGGACCCAGAUGGGAUCAGUACGUUCGAAUGGCUCUUGACACGGCGGUCUCAGUCGGCACGGGUGUCGGUUCAGUUGCCGGCACGUUCGCGGGCGUCUAUACGCGCGAUCCACUCCAGGGCCUGCAGGUCUUCUUGUCCGUCGCGGUUGGCACCGCAAGUGCCGUCCUCGCUGCACCCCUCCUUGUGCGCGGGACGUGGUCCGCAAGCCUCACGGGCACGCUGCAGCAGGCGAUCGGGCCGAUUAUUCUGAUCCUCCACACGCUGUCAUUUGCAUCCAACAGUUUCGUCAUGUGGGAGGACCGCAUGGUCGUCUUCUUCCUGGUCUCGCUCGCCCUCUUCCACGUCCUGCGCGCCCUCAUUGCGCCGCAGGCCUCCCUCCGCCUCCGUAUCCUCGGCUUUGGCAUCCUCCUCGCGGUCCUUGCGCGCACGCUCGGCCUCUCAACUGUCUGCAGGGAGGAGCAGCAGCCGUACUGCACGGUGACGUUCUACGAGGCCAACGGCUCCCCCAAAUGGAGCGUGUACGGCCUCAUUCCCUUCAUGUUGAUGAUCUUCCCGCGCAUCAUUGGGGCCGUACUCGGAUGGAGCAAGAGCUAUUCCGGCCCGGCGCCCGUCUUCGUGUCGUUCAUCUGGCGUGCGGUCAUCUUGAUGGGAGCGAUCUACUGGACGUUUGAAUGGAUGGAGACGUGGGACGGACUGAACCCCGACCGCAUCCCCCUCGUCAAGAGCGUCAAGCUUUGGGUUGCGCGGUUCGCAAUGUCCGCCAUCUUUGGACUGAUGCCAUAUAUCUGGGCCUCAUCUGGUCUGUGUCUCGACAUUGAGCGUGAGAAGGACCAGACGGGCGAGAGAGAGGACGAAGUGACCGUCCUUGGCUUUGGCAACGCCUUUGGAUCAACCUACUUCCUCUUCGUGCUUAUGGGCUUUGCGCUCGUCCAGCUCGUCUCCACUCCCCUCGCCCAGUUGGUUUUGGGAGGCACGAUCGUCGCCGUGGUAGCCCACCUCGAACUGACCGACUCGCAGCGCGACGCCGUUCUCCUCCACUCUGGAUUCUCGGGCGAACCAGGCGCCUUUGAAGGACCAAGGGACGCCCUUGUCCGGCCCUCAUUCACCGAUGCCGUCCCCCUCGCUCUACUAGCUCUGAUCGCCUUCUUCAGUACGGGCCACCAAGCGGUCCUAGCCACAAUCCAAUGGAAGUCGGCCUUUGUUGGCUUUGAAACAGUGACAUACCCAUGGUCGCCCCUCCUCGUCAUCCUCAACACAUGGGGUCCCAUCGCCUUUAUCGCGCUCUGCGUCCCCCUCCUCGCGACGUGGAACGUCAGCCCACGCCCCAAUGCCAGCGUCCCCAUCCUGGCACAUACCGUCCAGAUGGCGUUGGCGUUUAUUACCUAUUUCGCAGCAAUUACCCUCGCAUCGGCAGUCACGGCCGCUUGGCUCCGCCGGCACUUGAUGGUGUGGAAGGUGUUUGCGCCGCGGUUCAUGCUUGCCGGCGUAACGCUUGUUGUUGUCGACCUUGCGCUUAUUGUUGCUGUAGGAUUCGGACUGCGCGUCACGAGUUGGAAGGUGUGGCGGACGUUUAAGAGCUUGAGCGUCUAG